Darwinula stevensoni is the source of this 1584-nucleotide messenger RNA. Lineage: Eukaryota; Metazoa; Arthropoda; Ostracoda; Podocopida; Darwinulidae. The record is from the annotation of a GenBank genome assembly.
AUGGGAGCGACUGGAGCCGGGAAGUCGACGCUGAUGAACGUGAUGACGUCGCGGAACUUGGGAGAUCUCAAAGUCUCAGGGGAACUCAUGGUGAACGGGAAGUCUAUCAAGAGAAGUACGUUGGCAGGCAUUUCCGCCUACAUCCAGCAGGAAAACAUUCUGAUGGAUCCACCAUUGCUUUUUUUUGACGAGCCGACCUCAGGCCUGGACUCGUUUCUGGCCCAACAAAUGGUGGCUCUCAUGAAGUCCCUGGCCGAGAAGGGGAAGACCAUAGUAUCCAUCAUCCAUCAACCUUCAUCCGAGGUCUUUGCCAUGUUCGAUCGGAUUCUUCUCCUUGCAGAGGGGAGAACUGCCUUCACGGGGAUGUCCAAGGAAGCAGUUUCCUUCUUUCGACGGAUUGGAUACGAAUGCCCGCCAAAAUACAACCCUGCCGACUUCUACAUCCACACCCUGGCCAUUGUCCCGGGCGCGGAAGAGGAACGCAAAGAACGGGUCUCCUUCAUCUGCGACGCAUUCAGAGAUUCGGAAGAAUGGAAAGCGCUGGAAGACGAAAUUGGCUUGUCUGGCGAUGUGGCCAGGAACGGGGCUUCAAAAGACAACUCAGACAUGGAUGAGAAGGAGAACGAAAUGACGUUCAAAUACAAGCUGUCUUGGUUCUCCCAGUUUCGCGCCAUUUUCACUCGAUGCUGGACUGCCAACCUUCGAGAACCCUUCGUUAUCAAGCUUCGCCUCUUCCAGACUCUGAUGCUGGCUCUACUAUUGGGAGUCAUCUUCUUCAGGCAGGAUUUCAGCAAGUUUGAGGGAGUGAUGAACGUGAAUGGCGCCAUCUUCCUCUUCCUCAUCAGUGGAAAUUCAAUGUACUUGAUCUCGCUGCUGAAUUUGUUUUCCGAAGAGUUACCAGUCUUCUUGAAGGAACACCAGAGCGGAAUGUACAGAGUGGACGCGUACUUCACCGGCAAGAUCGUAGCCGAGUUCCCACUUUCGAUUCUCUUCCCCGCCAUCUUCACCGCGAUCGUCUAUUUCAUGAUCGGACUCAACGGAUCCCUCGACCGCUUCGUCGUGUGCGCUCUUAUCAUGAUCAUCAUUUCGAAUGUCGUCACUUCCUGCAGUUAUAUGAUCUCGUGCUUGAGCAGCACCAUCAGCACUGGCAUAGCCUUGGCUUCAUUGAUCCUCCUUCCGAUGCUGUUGGUCAAUACCAGUGUACUUAGUAUGGCUGAAGUACAUCUCGUGGUUCUAUUACGGGAACGAGGCCCUCAUGAUCAAUCAGUGGAAAGACCUCGAGAUCGACUGCGGGGAUUCCUUCAGGUGCCUUCCCCAUGGCGAUGUGUGUACUUAUUAUGGCUGAAGUACAUCUCGUGGUUCUAUUACGGGAACGAGGCCCUCAUGAUCAAUCAGUGGAAAGACCUCGAGAUCGACUGCGGGGAUUCCUUCAGGUGCCUUCCCCAUGGCGAUGCCGUCCUCUCCGUCAUGCACUUCGACGUGGAGAAUCAUCUCCGAGACAUUUUCAUUCUAUUCACCAUGAUGAUUGUGUAUAACCUCAUGGCCUAUCUGGUCCUUAGAAGAAGAGCAUCUCGCCGGACGUGA